This is a messenger RNA of Prionailurus viverrinus (fishing cat), 1930 nucleotides long. It is a transcript of the gene URM1, whose product is annotated as ubiquitin related modifier 1. Gene Ontology annotation, molecular function: protein tag activity. The record is from RefSeq and is a predicted model, not a curated record. Gene Ontology annotation, cellular component: nucleus; cytoplasm. Gene Ontology annotation, biological process: tRNA thio-modification; protein urmylation. Bases 57 to 467 code for a protein of 136 amino acids. Lineage: Eukaryota; Metazoa; Chordata; Mammalia; Carnivora; Felidae. The transcript is spliced from 5 exons.
GUGGGCGGGAGGGCCGGAAGUUUAAGGGAAUUUCCUGUGAGCUCGGCUUCCUCAACAUGGCAGCGCCCUUGUCGGUGGAGGUGGAGUUCGGAGGCGGCGCAGAGCUCCUGUUCGACGGCAUAAAGAAGCAUCAGGUCACCUUGCCUGGACAGGAGGAACCCUGGGACAUCCGGAACCUCCUUGUCUGGAUCAAGAAGAACUUGCUAAAAGAGCGGCCAGAGUUGUUCAUCCAGGGAGAUAGCGUGCGGCCAGGAAUUCUGGUGCUCGUUAACGAUGCCGACUGGGAACUGCUGAUUUUAUCCUUCUCUCCCAAGGCAUCCAGGCCCCCCCUUCCCUCCCGACCGCUGAGGAGAGGCUGGAAGAAGGGCCCUGACAGUCUCCUCUCUCUCCUGGACCAGGGUGAGCUGGACUACCAGCUGCAGGACCAGGACAACAUCCUCUUCAUAUCCACGCUGCACGGCGGCUGAGGGCCCCGCACUGUGCCCAGGCUCCCUUGGGGUGGGGAGAAGAGAACAGUCAGACAUCCCCUGGGGCCCUGCUUCCAGGUCUCCCUGUCCCCCUUGGCCGCUUUCUUCCCUGCUCUGUCCCCCGAGCUCCCUCCAGGCAGGGAAAAGAGGCCAGGUGCUAAAAAUGAGCCUUUCUCAGGCACGUGAGUGGGGGUGGGCAGGCUCAGCCCUGCCUCCCUUCCCAGCAGCUGAGGUGGGGGAGGGUGCCCCUCUGGUUGGUCACAACAUGAAGGGGGCUCCGUGGCCAGGUGACCCAGCCACCUCCCCCUCCUUGUAUCUCAAUCUGAACACUGAGUGACCACUGACACGCUCCAACUCCUGGGCUGUAGCGUCUUCGAGGAGAAGAGGAAUGGACCCGAAUAGCUUAUAGGAGGCCCCUCCCUUCUCAAAGAUGGGAGGAGUCUCUGCCUCAGUUUCCCCAUCCAGACAGCAGAGGGCUCUGGCUGUCCCCCACUGAUAUCAUUAUGGAACCCCAGCUGGGGUCCCCUAUUCAGUGCUGACUCCCCCCUCCCAGCAGCUGCUCUUCCAACCACACCCCUCCUCCUGCUCCCCCAGCCCCAGCCCUUGACCCUGGCUGGCCUUCCCCCACACACACAGGCCACCAGAUGGGCUCCUGAGACCCUCCCCCAGCAAAAGGCUGCCUGCAGCCCAUUCUGGAGAGAGAGAGCAGGCAAAAGCUUGAACUGGCAGAUAGCGGCCUGGGGAGUCAGAGUGCCUCAGUUUCCUCUUCAGUGGCAAUUGAGUACUUAUACUAUCUGAAAGCAGGCUUGAUACUUGAUGGCACAAAUGCAGACUUCAUCUCCUUUCCCACCUCCUGCAGGAAGCAGGAUGGGGGCAGGCAGCACCUGGUAGGCAGGAUGGUUUGCCCCUCCUCCCUCCAUCCCUUCUGGAAGUCUUGAGGCCUCAGUGUCUGCAACAGCUGGCCUUGGGCAAAUAAAAGACUAGGUUGUUUACCAGCUUUGCCUGGAGCUUCAUCCUUAGAAACCAAUGGCACCCCACAUCCCCCCAGCCAUGGUCCCCGGUCCAGUCUCUGCCCCAGCCAAGGGCUUUCAGAGCUGCCCUUCACCCAACAGAGGGCAGGGGUUGAAACCCAGACUACACAGGCUGUCUAGGAGGGGGUGAUCCGACAUGGCCGUCUGGAGACAGGGAUGGCAAAGCCAGUCUGUGCUGACCUGUCUGGGUCCCAGGACACUUCUCUACUUUGUCUGUCUGAGGCUAGGCUUUGUCCCACCAGCUGCAGCCCCAGAACGCAGAAUGGGGGUGGCAUAUAAGACUGCUGAACCUCCCUUCCCAUGACCUGGAGGAAAGGCCUUGCUGGAGGGAAACCUCAAAAAAAAAAAAAAAAAAAAAAAAAAUUAGGGCAUUAACAUCAUCCCACCCAAAACAUUGCUUUUUAUUAAAUGUCAAUGGUUUAAGGUGGAAUU